ACCGGCUACCGCGCGCCACGCACCGACCAGCUCGUGACACCAGAGGCGUCCCUUCCUCGGCAGGAGCAAGUCAUCGACUAUGGCCGCUACGCCCUCGCAUGCUUCUCCCGUCGAAAAAGCCGUUCCUGCACAGAAAAGCGCUGAUGUGGACGUUGAGCGCAAGGCAGAAGAAGCCACCGGUUCUGGGGUGUCACCUCUGCGCCUUGAACUAAAUCCGCAGUUCAUCACCACACCACAGGGGAUAUUGACCGCUCUUGAGACGUUGGGGGCGGCCGCCGUGAUGGUGCUGUACCUGCUGAUGGGGCACAGCGUGACGUACCAGUGGUACGCGCACGCUGCCUUCCUGCUCGCUUUCACCUACUGCCUCAACAACACGCUCAUCAUCAUCUCGGCCGUGGCUUCGCCUGCCACCCAGAACCACCUUCAGCAGACUCUCUACUACUCGCUGUACCACUGCGCGGCCGGGCUGCUCUUCCUGGUUGGAUGCGCCGUGUUUUACGGCGUCGACAAAGGGGACGCCUUGCGGUUCCGGAAUCUCACGGGGACCGCGCUGCUCGGCGUCGCAAUACUCCACGUGUGCCAUGGUCUGAGCACCCUGAUGCCGUGAGCGCUGGCCUGCCUGCACUUCGGUUGGCCCGACCAACCGCCCUACUAAUCGGUCGCUCCACCACGACUCAGGGCCUCAACCCCUAAACACAUUUUUAUCUGUGUUUUCUUAAAUUAU
Molecule: messenger RNA, 724 nt
Organism: Rhipicephalus sanguineus (brown dog tick)
Lineage: Eukaryota; Metazoa; Arthropoda; Arachnida; Ixodida; Ixodidae
Exons: 5
Coding region: 80-607 (175 amino acids)
Source: RefSeq, a predicted model, not a curated record